Vicia faba (fava bean) is the source of this 1014-nucleotide messenger RNA. NCBI's taxonomy places the organism in Eukaryota, Viridiplantae, Streptophyta, Magnoliopsida, Fabales, Fabaceae. The record is from the annotation of a GenBank genome assembly.
AUGAAUGAAGAUGCAUUUACCAUUAUAUCAGAAACCUCUCGUCUAUCCACUUCCCAGGAACACCUCUUACACCACACAUCCUUCGUCGGAGACACUCCCGCCUCACAAGAUAUGCCAUCCCAGUUCGAACCCGAAAUCCCAAUCUCCUCCGCCCCCAUUCUCAUUCUCUCUCCUCCCGAUACCCAAGAAGUUUUCCACACUCCACCCGAGGCGUAUUCGCUUUCUUCUUCCGACGUUGAUGCUCCUUACUGUCCAGUUAAUCAGGCCGUUGAUGUUGAUUCGGUUAGUUCGGAGUUUAUGGAUUUCGGAAAGGAUUCUGAAUUAGGGUUGAAGAAUGAAAUUGUUGCUCAUUUUGUCCUGGAGAAUGAGCAUGCUGUUCAGGGAGAUGAAUUUAGGGUUUCUGAAAGGGGAAUUUCUGAUUCAGGUGAGUCCCCUGUGAAAAAACUGAAAUUAGGUUUUGAUUCAUUGGGGAAUUGUUUGGGAGGUCAACAGUCACAGAGUGAUGUAGUUGGUGUGAGAAAUUCUGAGGAGGAAAAGUUGGAAAGUCCCCGCAAUGUUGUGGGUGGUGAGCAAGUGAAUGAUGUGAACAAUGAUGAUUUUUGCAGGGAAAUUCCGAUGGACGAUAACUCAGUACCAGAGGAAAAUGUUGAAACUCGAGUUAUUCAAAAUGCUGGGGAUGUUAACUUGGUUGAGGGGAACACUGAAAUCAGGGAAGAUUCUGGGAUUCGGGAGGAUCCGGUGUUGUGUGUGCUGCCAAACUCAAUCCGUUGUCUUUUGGAGAAAUCGACUGCAACUGCAAAUGGUGUGGAAACUGAGAAGGUUGAGGAGAAAAAGAAGUUUUCUGUUUUUGAUGUACUGAAAAUUCUCUCUGAGAACACUGUUGAAGAAGAUGAUGAUGGUCUUUCCAUGUUGGAAGCUGCAAAGCGCUCUGGUAUUACUUUUCCUCGUCCAACGUGGUGGCCGGACCAUAUGAAAUCCAAAAUAUUCAACUUUGAUGAUCACGUUAAAGAAUAG